Molecule: messenger RNA, 3320 nt
Organism: Coregonus clupeaformis (lake whitefish)
Lineage: Eukaryota; Metazoa; Chordata; Actinopteri; Salmoniformes; Salmonidae
Product: cadherin-related family member 5-like
Exons: 17
Coding region: 364-3063 (899 amino acids)
Biological process (GO): cell-cell junction assembly; calcium-dependent cell-cell adhesion; adherens junction organization
Cellular component (GO): membrane; catenin complex; adherens junction
Molecular function (GO): calcium ion binding; cadherin binding
Source: RefSeq, a predicted model, not a curated record
GUGCUGUGUGUGUUUGGGUCCGUGUUUCUUUCUGUACGUUUGGUGGUGUCUGCUUGUGUAUCUGUGCUUAUGUGUCUUAGUGUGUGUUUAUUGCUGUGAGGACUCCCUGGGUCUGCGUGGAAGGCUGUGUGUGUGUGCGUGUGUGUGUUCAUGCAGUCUAGCAGAUAUGUUGUAUUCUCUAGGCAUUAAGAACAGAACCCACUGAGGAUCUAACACCUACAGGUCAGUCAGCACAGGCCAGGGGUUGUGGUGUGAGAGGCUGGGACUGGGCCCGGAGCAUGGAGCUGUGUUAAGGAAGGUCUGGUUCUAGAUCCAGGGCUAGGGACCGGGAUUGAGACCUGGUGUCUGAUUGAGGCUGUAGUGAUGCAGCCACAGAGGCCUUGUCUGUGGAGGUGGAGGGUCCUGCUCUGGUCCACACUACUCCUCCUUUGUCCCCUCAGAGCCACAGGGCAUCCCUUUACCGUUGUCGAAGAUGGCUUGCCUUGGGAGACCGGGAGUGGUGACCCUGAUGUAGAACAAACUGUGAGACGAGAAAAUUGGAACCAAUGUCUAGAGGGCCAGGAUGUGUUUUCCACGAUCAGAGAGAACAGCAUGAUGGGAGAACUUAUCAUUGAGCUCAACACAGAGCUGACGGCCAAUGAUGUUGUCUGGAGCCUAACUGGGGAGGAUGCUGAUUGGUUCUUCCUGGAAGGGCGGAGCAUUAGACUCAAUGCCUCAUUGGACAGAGUUCUGGACCGGGAGGUGCAGGGCCCAGUCCUAAUGGCAGCGUUGACCUGCUAUGAGGAGGACACUGUGAAGAGUGAGUACAGGAUCAUGGUGGAGAUUCUAAAUGAGAAUGAUAACACUCCUGAGUUUGUGGAGAGCACCAUUCAGACUCGCAGCAUCAGUGAGCUGGCGGAGGUGAAUACAGUGGUGUUUACAGUCCAGGCCACAGAUGCAGAUGACGACACCAUCAUGUACUCCAUCGACCAGACCUCGCCUGAUGCUGCCUGCUUCAGAGUGGAUCUCCCUAACAGUGGAGAGGUGAUACUGGCCAAGCCUCUGGACUACGAGACCAAAACACAACUGGAGAUCACCAUAUACGCUUUGGAGAUGAACACUGCAGAGAAGUUCAACACCAGUGCCAUCCUGACCGUGAAUAUCUUGGACGGAGACGACCAGUACCCACAAUUCCUGCCGUGCACGCCCCUCUCCAACAACCAAUCAAAUCGUGUCUGCACCAACCCCAUCUACACAGUUAACAUCACAGAAGGCCAACAGGACGUUCUUCUGGACUUCUCUCCGGGGCCGAUCAAUGCUGUGGAUGGAGACAGAGGCCUCAGCUCACCUCUCAGCUACAGCAUCCUGUCAGGGGCUGAUAGCGGGCAUUUCGUGAUGGAUGAGCUGACAGGGGAGGUACGUCUGACAAGAGGAGUAGAGAACAGACUACAGACACCCACACUACGCCUACGAGUCAUGGCGUACCAGAGGAAUGACCCUAGGAAGUACUCAGUUGCCACCGUGGUGGUCCAUGUUGUGGCUGUCAACCACUUUCCUCCCCAGUUCGGUCGGGCUGAAUACCGUGGCUUUGUCACCGAAGGCGACAGCCCUGCCUCACUGGUCAACACUUAUGGCAACACUGUGCUGCUAAUACAGACACAGGACAGGGACUUCUCUGAUGGAAUCAAUCCCAAGAUGCACUACUCCCUGAGGUCCUCGUCCAAUCACACACAGUUCUACCACAUCAUACAGGAGGGGCUUCUGAUCGCCAGGACCAAUCAGCUACGGCCAUCACAGAAACACCGUCUGAAGGUAGUGGCUGUAGAUCUGGAGUCAGGUGAAAUGGCCACGGCUCUCAUAAAGGUGGAGGUGCUGUAUGAAGGACAAACAGUCCCUCAGGGCCCAUUGGGGGACGGGCUUCUUCCUGGUAGCUGUGCAGUGGGCAAGGCUAUGGGUGUGGUCAUCCUGGGGCUGACUCUGUUAGGCUGCGCUCUGUAUGCACUGCAGCAUGUACUCCAGACAAACAGAGGACAGAAGGACCCAGAGGACAGGGGCUGUAUAGCCCAGGGGAAACACCCCAACGUGAGAUUACAAUGGUUCCAACUGGUGAGUCACAGUAGUCCCAUGCCAGUUCUGGAUGAGGUGAAAUUAAAAAAGGAGGGUCUGAGCAGCUCCACCUCCAAGCUACUGGGCAGUCAGAGCAUCUACACCCCUGCAGACUCCAACUCUUCUCCACUCAAUUCUAUACCUAUAGCUACAUCCUCAACGACCUACAUCCAGCCUAUACUACCCAGCACCACUCCUACAGACCCCAGUCAUGGCCCUACUUCACCCAACUCCACCCAUACACCUGCUACAACCACCACACCUGAACUACUCACAACAUCCACUCAACCCUUGGACAACUCUAGCUUUAGCACCCCCACUCACCCCACACCUACCCUGAAUCAGAUGUCCGAACCUUUAUCUACAGACACAUUUUCACGUACACACCCCUUCCCUAUUGCAGAAGAGGUAGAUACACCCACUCAGGUAGAAGAGACCCCUAAAGACACACCUUUACCUCCUCCCAUUCCUAUCAACUCACCCCCUCACCCCACACCUCCUCCUACCUCAAUGACCACACCUCUCUUUCUUUCACCUACUCCAGACCCAAUACACACUCCAGAGUGUACAGGAGAUACUCACACACCUUUACUUACUCCACCCUGUCCAGAGCAGGACAGGGUAGGGACACCCCCACCUAAACCCACCCCAGGGAAGGCACACAUACCUGUACUGACCACGCCCUCCCCAGAGCAGGUAGGACCACCUGGGUACCCUGAGGAGUGCAGACCCUCCACACACAGCCCUGAGACAGCCUCCAUUGGGGAUGAUGACUGCUUCCUGGGGGAUGAAGAGGCCAUCAGGACCAGUGAUGAUGAUGAUGAUGAGGAUGAAGAGCUGGUGAGACUCUGUUCUUGCAUACAGCCCACAUUCCUGAUAACAGACUAUGACAAUGACAUGACUACUGAGAUCCCCGCCAGCGGUGGAGAGGGGGAGGGGACUGGGAAUGGCGAAGGAGUGGAGAGAGAGAGGGAAUAGAUAGAGGGAGACAAGGGAGGGGUAGAGAGAGACAGGGAUUAUAUGGAAGGAAAGAGGGGUCAUUUGGAGAGCGAAGCGGAGAGUUUGAAACAGGGGAGUCAAUCAUCUCAACCCUGUAAUAUCAAGCAGGAAGUAUCAGUGGGCCAAUCAAAGGAGAGAUAGACAGUAACCCAGCAACACUCUCUAACUAAGAGUCUCUUUGGCUCAGAAUAAAUUAGAGGAAAAACAAAAAGAAAUGGAGAAAUUUAUUCAAGAAA